This is a messenger RNA of Mus pahari (shrew mouse), 2352 nucleotides long. RefSeq names its product proline and serine rich 3 (gene Proser3). The record is from RefSeq and is a predicted model, not a curated record. Bases 108 to 2099 code for a protein of 663 amino acids. NCBI's taxonomy places the organism in Eukaryota, Metazoa, Chordata, Mammalia, Rodentia, Muridae. The transcript is spliced from 11 exons.
CGAGGAGGGUAGAUGCAGGGUUGUUCCGCGAAGGAGCUCCGCUGGCGCUAAGGCUGCGGUAAUUGCGGACAGACUGACUGCAGCCUCCCAGGACAACCCCUUUGGAAAUGUUCCCCAAGGUGGACAAGCCUUUGGGCCAUCAAGAAGCCAGAACGGGAGCCACAAGGUCUCAAAGGCAAGCUCCCAAGGCCACAGCAGCCAGUUCCGAUGAGCUGUCUGAGGAGUCCUGGCCAUCCAGUUCAGGGACCCCUUCCCCACCCAGUACCACUGAGGGACAAAGUACCUCUCCACCCCGCAACUUAAUUGACAAUGAAGACUCAGUAGUAGCCAAGUACAUAAACAGGUUCCGCCAAGCUCAGCCCACGAGCCGAGAGGACCGCCAGCCUGCAGGUCCGACCCCAGCUGACUUUUGGUGGCUACAGCCUACAUCAGACUUGAGUGGUCACCUUGCAGCAGCAGGAGCUGGUGAACCUACAGGAAGAUCUGCCAUGACCGGUCCAUCUCCCACUGGCGUGUCCAGUACAUCUCUGGCUUCUGCGCCUCUUCAGAAAGUAAAGCAGAGUCUGAACUCAUGGAACUCAUCUCUGCUGGACUUGGAGACCCUAAGCCUACAAAGCCGAGCGGCCAAGCUGCUCAAGCGCAGCAAGGCCUCCCUCAAUCCCAAUGAUGCCCGCAGCUCCUCCUUCCCCAUCAGCUCUGAUGGCCUCUCUUUCUGCUCUGCGACCUUCAAUCCGGACUCCAACAAGAGUUCUAAUCCCAAAGAACCUGUGCUGGGAGCAGCCCCGGUGCCAUCCCAGGCCAUCCCUCCACCGCGCCCAGUCUCGUCCCAGGCAACACUUAAGCCUGAGGAAGACAUUUUAUACCAAUGGCGGCAGCGGAGGAAGCUUGAACAGUCUCUACAGGGUGGAGGUGACGGAACCUGGGUGUUGCCUCAGACGCCGGCCCUCACCACACAGACUCCUCCUGUCUCUGCUGUGAAUCUUGGUUCCCAGGGGACCCAGCCUAACUGUGCUCCACCAUGUGGCAGUGUGGCCCAGCCUCCUCCCCCACAAGCCUUCUAUCUGGAGAGACCACCUCUCUCAGGGCCGUCUCCACACAUCUGGGCCCCCGGCACCCACGGGGUUCUCUGGGCCCCACAGGCCAAUCCUUGGGUACCUCUCGGGAUGCUUCCUACCACACUGCUAACCUCCACCCUUGCUCCCUUGGCUUCCUUUCCUGUACCACCUACCUCCACUUCAACUACCCCAGCUCCCACCCCUGCUCCCCAGGUCUGCAUCCCAGGGCCCCCAACCUCCGCUCCACCUCCCUGCCCUUCCACCCCCGCUUCCACCCUACCACUGUCUGACACCCCCCAGGGACCAACCAUCCCUGAGCUGAGUAGCUCUAUCCAGCCCAAGAAGGUGGGCCCCAAGCCAAAGAGGGUGAGCACUUCGUCUCACCAGGAGACUACAGUGCCAGACACUGCAGCUUUCGAGGGUCCCUGUUCGCAGCUCAGGGGGGCCCUGAGCCAGGUAGUGACAGCUCAGCUGUUCCCGGACAGCCCGGAGGAUACGCCUCCAUCUGAGGCAGAUUCCCGGAAAGUCCAGGCCACCCCUUCUCAAGCCAAAGUUCCGCCACCUCCAUCUGAGUCUCGGCGUGGGUCCAAGACAGAAUCCCGCAAAAGUCAAGUCACCCUUCCAGCUGACGCUGGUGAUCCACAGCCGGCUACAGCCCCAAAGGCAUCCACACUGUCAGAGGACCAACCGUAUGAAUUCAAGAUGUCUGCACCCAAGACGGGAGCAGGUGACCCCUUGACCAUGGUCCCGCCUGCCCCAAGCCACGCCCCUUCCGAGGACUUGCUGUCCCAGGCUGCCAGACUUCUGCAGGCUGCGGAAGACUCCGACGGCAGCGAGUUUCAGGAAGACCCUGUGUUGCAGGUGCUAAGGGCUCAGAGGGCAGAGCUCCGGCAGCAGAAAAGGAAAGUGGAUGCCCAAUUAUCCCUCCUCUUGGAUCACACUCAAGACCCAGGACCUUCAUCUCCUCUAGCCAGGUCACCUUCCAGGUCCCCGAGAAUGCAGUUGAGGAGGGAAGGAUCCUCCCUUGAGGCUAGACGACUUUGAAUUAGAAAAGUUCUGUUUUUCCUGGGCUGAGGAGAUGGUUCAGUGGGCAAAGAACUUGCAAGUGUGAAGACUCGAGUUUGGAUCACCAGAACCCGCAUAGAGGUAGCGGACAGGCCAGCUGGCCCAUGGAGAUGGACGGGGCUCAAUCCAGGUGGAAGGCAAAUAUAAGUCUCUGAAAUUCUCUGACUUCCACACAUGAGCUGUGGGGCACACACACACCACCCCACACCACACCACACCACACAUACACCAU